This is a messenger RNA of Pseudomassariella vexata, 1713 nucleotides long. Its product is annotated as Sodium/hydrogen exchanger family-domain-containing protein. Gene Ontology annotation, biological process: regulation of membrane potential; sodium ion export across plasma membrane; proton export across plasma membrane. The record is from RefSeq and is a predicted model, not a curated record. The transcript has 5 exons. Gene Ontology annotation, molecular function: sodium:proton antiporter activity. Gene Ontology annotation, cellular component: plasma membrane. NCBI's taxonomy places the organism in Eukaryota, Fungi, Ascomycota, Sordariomycetes, Amphisphaeriales, Pseudomassariaceae. The coding region runs from base 1 to 1713 and encodes 570 amino acids.
AUGCCGACAAUCGCAGUCACCAACUUCAAUGUUAUAGUGGCUGUCCUUGGUGGGUGGAUAUCGUUGUUUGGGUUGGUCUCAUAUCUCUUGAAGGAGAAUUUCUACUUGUCCGAGGCCUUGAUAUCUCUCCUAGCUGGAGUCACGUUUUCACCUCAUGCAGCCAACCUAGUCCGGCCUUUGGACUAUGCAAUGGGCAAUCAGAACAACGUUGAUAAGAUAACCCUGUAUUUCUCUCGUCUUGUCCUCGGGGUUCAGCUUGUCCUGGCUGGGGUCCAGCUUCCAUCACGAUACCUUAAGAACGAAUGGAAGCCCCUAAGCCUACUGCUGGGUCCCGUGAUGGCCUGUAUGUGGGUAAUCACAUCGCUGUUGAUCUGGGGUCUGACACCUGGGCUCCCAUUUUUGCAUGCGUUGGCCAUAGGGGCAUGCGUCACGCCUACUGACCCUGUGCUCUCCAACGUCAUUGUGAAGGGCAAGUUCGCCGAUCAUAAUGUGCCAAAGGAAUUGCAAAAGAUCAUCAUCGCUGAAUCGGGUGCGAAUGAUGGGCUGGGUUACCCCUUUCUCUUUUUCGCUCUGUACCUGAUCAAGUAUAUCGGUGAUGGUGGUCAAGCUGAGUCUGGUGGAGCUGGCAUGGCCAUGGGCCUAUGGUUUGGCGAGACCUGGGGCUACAUCAUAAUCCUCAGCGUUAUCUACGGCGCCGUAGUAGGUUGGCUUGCCAGAGAGUUGCUUCACUUUGCUGAGAGCCGCAAAUGGGUCGACCGUGAAAGCUUCUUAGUCUUUGCACUCUCUUUGGCGCUAUUCAUCACGGGUACUUGUGGGAUGGUCGGCAGCGAUGAUGUCUUAGCUUGCUUCAUUGCUGGCAACGUUUUCACCUGGGAUGACUGCUCGCUCCAACCUACGAUUGAUAUGCUUCUUAACGUGACGAUCUUCAUGUGGUAUGGAGCUGUAUGUCCUUGGACCAAGUUCGUACAGAACGAUAUUAUUCCAAUUUACAGACUCAUCCCGCUUGGAAUCCUGAUAUUGCUCUUUAGAAGGCCUCCCGUCAUCUUUGGCUUCCGUAAGUUGAUACAUCAGAUUGAUGAUUUGCGACAGGCAAUUUUCAUGGGAUUCUUUGGACCUGUCGGCGUCUCCGGUAUCUUCUACUUGUACAUCACACUUGAGUUUCUCGAUACUCUCAAGAAAGGUGAUACGCAAAGAGGAGACGUAGCUCAUAUGGGAGAAGCUACCGAGAUCAUUGUUUGGUUCAUCGCAGUUUGCAGUGUGGUAGUACACGGCCUUAGUAUUCCUCUGGGCAAAUUCGGAUUCUAUCUCCCCCGGACAAUCUCACGAUCCUUGACAUCCCCAGAUGACCCCAACCACGGUUCGUUUCGAAUUCAUGGGCCUGCCACUGCUGCCCUCCCACAAACAUGGCCGAGGCCCGCUUCACGAGGCAACAACGAGCCCGAGACACCCACAAAACCCCGAACUCCGUCUGUUCAUCUUAUAUGCCGGGUUGGUGGCUCGACUAUCACGGCCGACGAUAAGCAAGCAAACCAGCAAAGCCCCAAAACUGGGCCAAGAACGGGAGGAGCCUCCAAUUCACCUGCUACGCCAACAAUGCCUUGUCGUACCAUUCGGUUUCCUGACGAGGAGAACCUCCAGGAAUCUGGAAUCUCCGAGGCUCAACCAAAAGACAAUACGGAAAGAAGCAAUGAUGUUCCGCCACAAACGACAUGA